Phyllostomus discolor (pale spear-nosed bat) is the source of this 1829-nucleotide messenger RNA. Its product is annotated as sodium-dependent serotonin transporter-like. Gene Ontology annotation, cellular component: neuron projection; membrane. Gene Ontology annotation, biological process: serotonin uptake; sodium ion transmembrane transport. The record is from RefSeq and is a predicted model, not a curated record. Gene Ontology annotation, molecular function: serotonin binding; serotonin:sodium:chloride symporter activity. NCBI's taxonomy places the organism in Eukaryota, Metazoa, Chordata, Mammalia, Chiroptera, Phyllostomidae. The coding region runs from base 1 to 1440 and encodes 479 amino acids. The transcript is spliced from 12 exons.
AUGGCCGUUUUUGGGGGGAUCCCUCUCUUCUAUAUGGAGCUUGUGCUGGGCCAGUACCACCAAAAUGGAUGCAUUUCCAUAUGGAGGAAAAUAUGCCCGAUUUUCAAAGGGAUCGGGUACACCACCCGCAUCAUUGCCUUCUACACGGCCUCCUACUACAAUACCAUCAUGGCCUGGGCGCUCUACUACCUCAUCUCCUCCUUCACCGACCACCUGCCCUGGACCAGCUGCGAGAACUCUUGGAACACUGGCAACUGCACCAACUACUUCUCAGGGGGCAACAUCACCUGGACACCUGACUCCACGUCCCCUGCUGAGGAGUUUUACAUGCGCCACGUGCUGCAGAUCCACCAAUCUAAAGGACUCCAGGACCUGGGCGGCAUCAGCUGGCAGCUUGUCCUCUGCAUCAUGCUGAUCUUCACUGUUAUCUACUUUAGCAUCUGGAGAGGCAUCAAAACAUCUGGCAAGGUGGUGUGGGUGACAGCCACCUGCCCUUACAUCAUCCUUUUGGUCCUGCUGGUGUGGGUGGAUGCUGCCUCUCAGGUCUUUUUCUCCCUUGGUCCUGGCUUUGGGGUCCUACUGGCUUUUGCUAGCUACAACAAAUUCAACAACAACUGUUAUCAAGAUGCCCUGGUGACCAGUGUGGUGAACUGCAUGACGAGCUUCCUUUCAGGAUUUGUCAUUUUCACAAUGCUCGGAUAUAUGGCUGAGAUGAGGAAGGAAGAUGUGUCGGAGGUGGCCAAAGAUGCAGGCCCCAGCCUCCUCUUCAUUGCAUAUGCAGAAGCCAUAGCCAACAUGCCAGCAUCCACGUUCUUUGCCAUCAUCUUCUUCUUAUUGUUGAUCACACUGGGCUUGGAUAGCACGUUUGCAGGCUUGGAGGGGGUGAUUACAGCUGUGUUGGAUGAGUUUCCACACAUCUGGUCCAAACGCCGAGAGUGGUUUGUGCUCUGUGUGGUCAUUACCUGCUUCUUCGGGUCCCUAGUCACCCUGACUUUUGGAGGGGCUUAUGUGGUGAAGCUUCUGGAGGAAUAUGCCACGGGGCCCGCCGUGCUCACUGUGGCACUGAUAGAAGCAAUUGCUGUAUUCUGGUUCUACGGCAUUACUCAGUUCUGCAGUGAUGUGAAGGAAAUGCUGGGCUUCAGCCCUGGAUGGUUCUGGAAGACCUGCUGGAUAGCCAUCAGCCCUUUGUUUCUCCUGUUCAUCAUUUGCAGUUUUUUGAUUAGCCCGCCACAUCUACAACUAUUCACGUAUACUUAUCCUUACUGGAGUGUCAUCUUGGGCUACUGCAUAGGGACCUCCUCCUUCAUCUGCAUCCCCACAUACAUCACAUACCGGCUGGUCAUCACUCCGGGGACACUGAAGGAGCGUAUUAUCAAAAGUAUCACUCCAGAACCAUCAACAGAAAUUCCUGGUGGGAACAUCCGCUUGAAAAACUUAUAAAACACUUCAAUGAGAGGAAAGUGGCUUCCUAACAACCUCUUCCUCCAGUUCUGACAAGUCACACCUCUUCUCCCUCUGAGUCAAUGAUUUUCAACCAGCAGGCAGCAAGAAUUUAAAAAAACAUGUAAUACCUGACUAUCUAGUCAGGGGCACUGACCUCUUUUCCCUAAGACUGUCAAAUAAAAAUAUGACAACAGCUAAUACAGUAGCUGUCCAGUGUGACUGAAUCAAAAUCAUAUGUGUUUUCAAUGAUUAGUAAUGUUAAGCAUCAUUUCAUAUGUCUAUUGUCGAUCUGUAUGUCCUCUUUGGAGAAGUGUCUAUUCAGGUUCUUUGCUAAUUUUUUAAUUGGGUUUUAUUUUUUGGUGUUGAGUUUUAUAAGUUCUUUAUAA